Messenger RNA from Serinus canaria (Common canary), 1489 nucleotides. It is a transcript of the gene FSCN2, whose product is annotated as fascin actin-bundling protein 2, retinal. Gene Ontology annotation, biological process: cell migration; actin filament bundle assembly; establishment or maintenance of cell polarity. Gene Ontology annotation, molecular function: actin filament binding; protein-macromolecule adaptor activity. Bases 1 to 1476 code for a protein of 491 amino acids. Gene Ontology annotation, cellular component: cytoplasm; actin cytoskeleton. The transcript has 5 exons. Lineage: Eukaryota; Metazoa; Chordata; Aves; Passeriformes; Fringillidae. The record is from RefSeq and is a predicted model, not a curated record.
AUGCCAACGAAUGGGAUCCACCAGGUGCUGAAGAUCCAGUUCGGGCUGAUCAACUGCGAGAGCCGGUACCUGACGGCGGAGAGCUUCGGCUACAAGGUGAACGCCUCGGCGCCCAGCCUCAAGCGCAAGCAGAUCUGGACGCUGGAGCAGGAUGAAGCCGACAGCUCCAUCGUCUUCCUCAAGAGCCACCUGGGCCGGUACCUGGGCGCCGACAAGGACGGGAAGGUGCACUGCGAGGCGGAGCAGCCUGGCCGGGACGAAGGCUUCAGCAUCAUUACGCAGUCGGACGGGCGCUGGGCGCUGCAGUCGGCCCCGCACCGGCGCUUCUUUGGCGGCCGCGAGGACCGGCUGUCCUGCUUCGCCCCCAGCGUGACCGAGGGGGAGCUCUGGACCGUGCACCUGGCCAUGCACCCCCAGGCCAACCUGCUGAGCGUCAGCCGCCGCCGCUACGCCCACCUGAGCGCCCACGAGGACGAGAUCGCCACCGACAGCAACCUGCCCUGGGGGGUGGACGCGCUCAUCACCCUCUGCUUCCAGGACAAGAAGUACAGCCUGCGCACGGCCGACGAGCGCUACCUGCGCUGCGAUGGCACCCUGGUGCCCGAGCCCGGCGCCGGCACCGGCUACACCCUCGAGUUCAAGGCCGGCAAGUUGGCGUUCAAGGACUGCGACGGGAAGUACCUGGCGCCCACCGGACCCACCGGCACCCUCAAAUCCGGCCGCAGCUCCAAGCCGGGCAAAGAUGAACUCUUUGACCUGGAGGAGAGUCACCCCCAGGUGGUGUUCACGGCGGCCAAUGGUAGAUAUGUCUCCAUCCGGCAGGGUGUGAAUGUCUCGGCAAACCAGGACGAGGAGCUGAACCACGAGACCUUCCAGCUGCAGAUCGACCGUGACACCAACAAGUGCAGCCUCCACACCAAUACCGGCAGCUACUGGACCCUGGUGGCCCACGGGGGCAUCCAGGCCGUGGCCACCGAAAUCGCUGCCAACACCAUGUUUGACAUCGAGUGGCGCGGGCGGCGUGUGGCCCUGCGCGCCAGCAACGGCCGCUACGUCUGCACCAAGAGGAACGGGCAGCUGGCGGCCGUCAGCGACACCGUGGGGGAGGACGAGGAGUUCACUCUGAAGCUGAUCAACCGGCCGAUGCUGGUGCUGCGGGGGGAGCACGGCUUCGUCUGCUACCACCGGGGCUCCAACCUGCUCGACUCCAACCGCUCCGUCUACGACGUCUUCCACAUCAGCUUCAGCGACGGCGCCUACCAGAUCCAAGGCCAGGGGGGCAAGUACUGGUACGUGGCGAGCAGCGGGUCGGUGUGCAGCGACGGGGACCUGUCCGAGGAUUUCUUCUUCGAGUUCCGGGAGCGGGGCCGCAUGGCCAUCAAAGGGAAGAACGGGCGGUACCUGCGCGGGGACCCCGCGGGGACCCUGCGCGCCGACAGCGAGUCCGUGCUGCGGGCCACGCUCUGGGAGUACUGACCCCCAGAGCCCC